AUGCCUAGCUCCUUACCUGCCCUCUUUCCCCUUUCCCUUCUCCCUCCCCUCAACCCCGCCAAGUAUUUUCAGGCCCUUUCCAGGGAGGAGGAGGAGGAGGAGGAGGAGGAGGAGGAGGAGGAGGAGGAGGAGGAGGAGGAGGAGGAGGAGGAGGAGGAGGAGGAGGAGGAGGAAGGAAAAGGAGGGGAAGGACGACUGAGUGCAGUGCAGAGCAUGGUCGUGGUUGCAGUGAGUGCAGUGCAGAGCAUGGUCGUGGUUGCAGUGAGUGCAGUGCAGAGCAUGGUCGUGGUUGCAGUGAGUGCAGUGCAGAGCAUGGUCGUGGUUGCAGUGAGUGCAGUGCAGAGCAUGGUCGUGGUUGCAGAGAGUGCAGUGCAGAGCAUGGUCGUGGUUGCAGAGAGUGCAGUGCAGAGCAUGGUCGUGGUUGCAGAGAGUGCAGUGCAGAGCAUGGUCGUGGUUGCAGAGAGUGCAGUGCAGAGCAUGGUCGUGGUUGCAGAGAGUGCAGUGCAGAGCAUGGUCGUGGUUGCAGAGAGUGCAGUGCAGAGCAUGGUCGUGGUUGCAGAGAGUGCAGUGCAGAGCAUGGUCGUGGUUGCAGUGAGUGCAGUGCAGAGCAUGGUCGUGGUUGCAGUGAGUGCAGUGCAGAGCAUGGUCGUGGUUGCAGAGAGUGCAGUGCAGAGCAUGGUCGUGGUUGCAGUGAGUGCAGUGCAGAGCAUGGUCGUGGUUGCAGAGAGUGCAGUGCAGAGCAUGGUCGUGGUUGCAGAGAGUGCAGUGCAGAGCAUGGUCGUGGUUGCAGAGAGUGCAGUGCAGAGCAUGGUCGUGGUUGCAGAGAGUGCAGUGCAGAGCAUGGUCGUGGUUGCAGAGAGUGCAGUGCAGAGCAUGGUCGUGGUUGCAGAGAGUGCAGUGCAGAGCAUGGUCGUGGUUGCAGAGAGUGCAGUGCAGAGCAUGGUCGUGGUUGCAGUGAGUGCAGUGCAGAGCAUGGUCGUGGUUGCAGUGAGUGCAGUGCAGAGCAUGGUCGUGGUUGCAGAGAGUGCAGUGCAGAGCAUGGUCGUGGUUGCAGUGAGUGCAGUGCAGAGCAUGGUCGUGGUUGCAGUGAGUGCAGUGCAGAGCAUGGUCGUGGUUGCAGUGAGUGCAGUGCAGAGCAUGGUCGUGGUUGCAGUGAGUGCAGUGCAGAGCAUGGUCGUGGUUGCAGAGAGUGCAGUGCAGAGCAUGGUCGUGGUUGCAGAGAGUGCAGUGCAGAGCAUGGUCGUGGUUGCAGAGAGUGCAGUGCAGAGCAUGGUCGUGGUUGCAGAGAGUGCAGUGCAGAGCAUGGUCGUGGUUGCAGAGAGUGCAGUGCAGAGCAUGGUCGUGGUUGCAGAGCGUGCAGUGCAGAGCAUGGUCGUGGUUGCAGAGAGUGCAGUGCAGAGCAUGGUCGUGGUUGCAGAGAGUGCAGUGCAGAGCAUGGUCGUGGUUGCAGAGAGUGCAGUGCAGAGCAUGGUCGUGGUUGCAGAGAGUGCAGUGCAGAGCAUGGUCGUGGUUGCAGUGAGUGCAGUGCAGAGCAUGGUCGUGGUUGCAGUGAGUGCAGUGCAGAGCAUGGUCGUGGUUGCAGUGAGUGCAGUGCAGAGCAUGGUCGUGGUUGCAGUGAGUGCAGUGCAGAGCAUGGUCGUGGUUGCAGAGAGUGCAGUGCAGAGCAUGGUCGUGGUUGCAGUGAGUGCAGUGCAGAGCAUGGUCGUGGUUGCAGUGAGUGCAGUGCAGAGCAUGGUCGUGGUUGCAGAGAGUGCAGUGCAGAGCAUGGUCGUGGUUGCAGGGCAGCAUGAUGGCCGCAUGGACAUGGCAGGCCGCAUGGACAUGGCAGGCCGCAUGGGGAAGGCCGCUCAUAAUGUUUGUGAUGCUGAUGAUGACGUGGCUUCGGGGAGAGGCAAGGGGCGUGCAAAGGGUGGAGGGCAAGAGAGGAUUGCGGAGGGACGGGCGGAAGGGAGGAGCGCGGGGAGGGACGGGGAGAGGGGGGAAGAGGGAGGUGAGAGGGGAGGGGGAGGGGUGAAGGAAAUGUUUGUGAAAGAAUGCCCGAAGCAGCACGGGGGGGUGGAGGAGGCGAGGGGCGGGUUGGGCGGCAUGGAGGAGGGGAUGGUGCAGCUGCAGCAGCGGCUGAGGUCUGCGGAAGCCAAGGCGGAAGAGGUGCUUCUGGUGAAGCAGGAGCCUGCGCAUGCAGGGAGGGAGACCAUUGCUGCUUCCUCUUGCCCCUCUGCUUCCUCGCCACUACCCCUCUCAUACACCCCCCCUCCCCACCCGCGCCUGCACGUAUCCCCUCAUGUGCGUUCGCACUCCCAACGCCAGCGCAGUGCGGUUGGCAACAGAUGGAGAGGAAAGGGUGGCACAGUGGUUGGGCGAGGUGAAGCGGGAGGGGAGGUGAGGAGCGCAGUGCAGUGCAGAGCGGACGGAGCAGCUCUCCAUCCUCUGAAAGGCAGCAAGAGGAGCGGACAGGAACGCUGCCAGCAAGAGGAGCGGACAGGAACGCUGCCAGCAAGAGGAGCGGACAGGAACGCUGGCAGCAAGAGGAGCGGACAGGAACGCUGGCAGCAAGAGGAGCGGACAGGAACGCUGGCAGCAAGAGGAGCGGACAGGAACGCUGGCAGCAAGAGGAGCGGACAGGAACGCUGGCAGCAAGAGGAGCGGACAGGAACGCUGGCAGCAAGAGGAGCGGACAGGAACGCUGGCAGCAAGAGGAGCGGACAGGAACGCUGGCAGCAAGAGGAGCGGACAGGAACGCUGGCAGCAAGAGGAGCGGACAGGAACGCUGGCAGCAAGAGGAGCGGACAGGAACGCUGGCAGCAAGAGGAGCGGACAGGAACGCUGGCAGCAAGAGGAGCGGGCAGGAACGCUGGCAGCAAGAGGAGCGGGCAGGAACGCUGGCAGCAAGAGGAGCGGACAGGAACGCUGGCAGCAAGAGGAGCGGGCAGGAACGCUGCCAGCAAGAGGAGCGGACAGGAACGCUGGCAGCAAGAGGAGCGGGCAGGAACGCUGGCAGCAAGAGGAGCAGACAGGAACGCUGGCAGCAAGAGGAGCGGACAGGAACGCUGGCAGCAAGAGGAGCGGACAGGAACGCUGGCAGCAAGAGGAGCGGACAGGAACGCUGGCAGCAAGAGGAGCGGGCAGGAACGCUGGCAGCAAGAGGAGCGGACAGGAACGCUGGCAGCAAGAGGAGCGGACAGGAACGCUGGCAGCAAGAGGAGCGGACAGGAACGCUGCCAGCAAGAGGAGCGGACAGGAACGCUGGCAGCAAGAGGAGCGGGCAGGAACGCUGGCAGCAAGAGGAGCGGACAGGAACGCUGGCAGCAAGAGGAGCGGACAGGAACGCUGGCAGCAAGAGGAGCGGACAGGAACGCUGGCAGCAAGAGGAGCGGACAGGAACGCUGGCAGCAAGAGGAGCGGGCAGGAACGCUGCCAGCAAGAGGAGCGGGCAGGAACGCUGGCAGCAAGAGGAGCGGGCAGGAACGCUGGCAGCAAGAGGAGCGGACAGGAACGCUGGCAGCAAGAGGAGCGGACAGGAACGCUGGCAGCAAGAGGAGCGGGCAGGAACGCUGGCAGCAAGAGGAGCGGGCAGGAACGCUGGCAGCAAGAGGAGCGGACAGGAACGCUGGCAGCAAGAGGAGCGGACAGGAACGCUGGCAGCAAGAGGAGCGGACAGGAACGCUGCCACAGCUCUGCACAAUUCCCUUUCGCACCUCCUGCCCUUCACUUAUCCUAUCCCCUCUCUUUCCCCUGCCCCUCCCCUCCCCACUCCCCAUCCCCUCCCAUCCAACCCCAGCUAGUGGACUUGGAUUGCAAGCGCAAUGCAGGCAGGGAGGAAUAACACUAGUGGAUCUGGACCGGCAGCGCAAUGCGGGCAGGGAGGCCAUCACGGCGCUCAAGAAGCAUGCCAGAGGGGCGGCUGCCAGGAGAGCAGGGGGGCGCAGAGAGGGGGGCUCUGGAGGAGGUUCUGCUGGGGGAGGUGCUGCUGGGGGAGGGGUUGCUGGGGGAGGGGCUGCUGGGGGAGGUGUAUCUGCAGCGGCGCACAGGCCACUUGUAACCCCCCUUCCUGCGGUGCCAGUUGGCACGUCGGGAUUGGAUGGGAGUUUGGAGUGUGCGGUGUGCGGGAUGGUGGGGCAGAAGGAGCGAGUGUGGGUGGCGAUGGGCGGCGGGGAGAUGUUUGUGCGCUUGCCACUGCACCAUGCCCACGUUCAUGUGAAGCGAGCUGUUGACCGCAUGGACGAGCAGAUGGAGGAGGGGAGGGAGAAGCAGAAGGCGGCAGUGAGGCAGCUCACAGAGGAGGGCGGGCUGGCAGGCCGGGUUGGCGAGGGCAUAGUGCAUGCCUUGACCACGUUGAAGGAUGCUGGUAAAUAG
This is a messenger RNA of Closterium sp. Naga37s-1, 4353 nucleotides long. Lineage: Eukaryota; Viridiplantae; Streptophyta; Zygnematophyceae; Desmidiales; Closteriaceae. The record is from the annotation of a GenBank genome assembly.